AUGCGUCAAGGAAGUAGAAGACUACUGCUAGUGAUUGGUUUUGUAUUGACAGGCAUUUAUAUUGGGAUAUCAGUGUCAAAGUCUAUUGCAUCACCUACAACAGUGACCUCUACUAGUUCGAUACAAAAUCACAGAAAAAGAGACCAAGUAUGUGUUCAACCAAAAUUAAAUCCAUUUGAAGGAGAUUAUGCCAAGCAUUUUUAUUCCGUUGAUCCUGUGAAAUGUUCUGAAGACACGGAUUGGGUAUCUGUAUCGAAUGGAACUGUGUUUAUUACAUCUGAAGCUAAGAAAAAACAUGGAAGUAUUUCUUGUAAACUUACUUAUUUUGAUCGUAUUGAUGACUUUCAGAACAAAGAUAUGGACACUGUAACUUUAACUGAUUCUUCGGUUCUUUCUCUUAAAUCUGAUUUUGUUAAAGUUCACUGCACAGGGAAAGACAAAAAUGUGUACGAAAAUGUACAUGUUGGCGUGCGAAAUGUACCAGAAUAUCAUAAAAAGGCAGCCAAUCUUAGUUCUAGUCUAGGUUUAGAUGUAUUGAUGCUCGGAUUUGAUUCUCUGUCUCAUAUGACAUAUAUAAGAAAAUUGAAAAAGACAUAUAAAUAUUUCACGGAGAUUUUAAAAGGAACAACACUAAAUGGAUACAAUAUAGUUGGUGAUGGAACACCACAAGCCUUUAUACCCAUUUUUACAGGUAAAACAGAAUUAGAAUUACCUCGAACACUAAAAAGACUAGCUAAAAAGGACUUCGUCGAUAUUUACCCAAUGGUUUGGAAAGAUUUUCAGAAGAAUGGAUACGUUACUGCAUGGGGAGAAGACUGUCCAGAUAUAGGAACAUUUACAUAUAGAAUGGUGGGCUUCAAGGACAAUCCUACUGAUCAUUAUAUGAGACCGUUUCAUGUAACAGCACAAAAACAAUACUAUGGCAAACACAAAAAAUUGUGCUUAGGUAGUAAAAGAAGAUCUCAAGUCUUCAUGCAAUGGAUUCGUGACAUUUACACUACAUAUGAUAAAGUUCCAAAGUUUGUAUUCGGUUUCCAUAGUGAAGUCAGUCAUGGUGAUAACAAUAUGGUUGAAACUGCAGAUGAAGAUUUGCUCAAUCUAUUAAAAUUUCUAAAUGAUGGGAAAUAUUUAAGAAAUACUCUUGUGAUUUUAAUGAGCGACCAUGGGGCGAGAUUCAGCAGUCUUCGAUCUUCGUUGCAAGGUAAACAAGAAGAAAGACUUCCGUUUUUUGGAUUUUCUUUUCCAGAGUGGUUUAAAACUAAACAUAGUUCAGCAUAUCGAAACUUCAAAUUAAAUGUUGAUAGAUUAACUUGUCCAUUUGACUUACAUCCUACCUUCUUAGACAUUCUAAACUUCAAAGGUGUAGGAAAAGGAGAUAUAAAUAACAGAGGAAUUAGUUUGUUCAAAGAAAUCCCUAAAACAAGAACAUGUGUCAGCGCAGGAAUUGAAACUCAUUGGUGUGCAUGUUUAAAUUGGGAAAGUCUAAAUAAUGACGACCAGACAGUGCUUAAAGUUUCAAAUUAUGUAGUUUCUGAAAUAAAUAAAUUGACAGAACCUCAUCGGAAACUCUGUCAAAAAUUAACACUUAGAAAUGUUUUGAGAGCACAAAAACUGCUACCUGAAAAAGAUAUGCUUCUAUUCAAAAAGACUAAUGAUGCUGACGGUUUCCGAGCAUAUUUAUCGGAUAAUACAGCAAUUUUGCAUACUGUUUAUCAGGUGUUGAUCUAUACAACUCCUGGAGAUGGAUUAUUUGAAGUAACUGUUAAUCAUAAUAUGCAAGCUGAUACAUUUAUCUUAGAUGAAAGUUCAAUUAGUAGAGUUAAUAAAUAUGGAAAUGCUCCUAAAUGUAUUGAAAAAGAACACGAGGAACUCCGGAAAUAUUGUUAUUGUUACAAAUGAAUGAAUUGAUAUCUGCUUUUCAGUGACUUGAUUGUUAGCAUGCAUUGCUCUAUAUUUAAACAAAAUAAUGCAAUUCUCAGACAAACGAAGAAACACUUCCGAAGUUAUCUUUCCCAAAAUCUGUGAUAAUUAAUGUGAGUGUGUAUUUGUCAUGAAACUUUAAAAUUGAUAUUCUUAUAAAAUGAUGAAUGUAAUGUUUGCAAUAUAUGAUUGAAAUAGAGAUUAAAAGUCCAUGUGAUAGUAGGCAGUAACGAAAGAGGGAGUGGCUCUGUAGUGAUAUAAAAGAUAAUAGAAACAAUUGAUUGGCCUUAUAACACUGGUUUUAUUAAUAACUCCUUCUAUGGUAUACAGGCUCGUAAAAAUAGUUGGAAAGGUCACGGUUUGCUCCAAAAUCUAUCAGAUAUUGCAGUCACCUUAAUCUGUAAUACAACUGAAGAUAGAUAUAAAUUUUAUUUAAAUUCUGCAUAGUGUAAAACA
This is a messenger RNA of Mytilus californianus (California mussel), 2376 nucleotides long. RefSeq lists its product as uncharacterized. Bases 1 to 1899 code for a protein of 632 amino acids. Lineage: Eukaryota; Metazoa; Mollusca; Bivalvia; Mytilida; Mytilidae. The record is from RefSeq and is a predicted model, not a curated record. The transcript has a single exon.